Messenger RNA from Monodelphis domestica (gray short-tailed opossum), 1215 nucleotides. Lineage: Eukaryota; Metazoa; Chordata; Mammalia; Didelphimorphia; Didelphidae. The record is from RefSeq and is a predicted model, not a curated record.
GUGGGACAGGAUGUCUCUAUGGAGACCCGGAGAAACAAGGGAUAAUAAGGCAGAGCCUCCCGGGCGCAUUCCCGCCGAGCUACCGGCAGGGAGCGGAGCACAGGAGCCGCCGCCCGGCCUGUCACUCGGUCCGUCUGUGCUGCAGCCGGCAGCUCCGCCCGAUCCGCGCGCUGCAGGGACAACCCCGAAGGCGAGAGGAGGACACCGAGAGGCUCAACGGUUUACCCCGAGUCAGUCAAGUCCUAAAGAGCAGACUCAGCAUUUGAACUCGGGCCACUGAUUCUAAAUCGAGUGGUUUUUAGGUCAGCAUGGCAGGGCACCCUGACGUGGAAGGCUUGGAGGAGAGCUUCCGAAAGUUUGCCAUCCAUGGGGACACCAAGGCCACGGGGCAGGAGAUGAACGGCAAGAACUGGGCCAAACUCUGUAAAGACUGCAAGGUGGCUGAUGGCAAAAAUGUCACGGGCACAGACGUGGACAUCGUCUUCUCCAAAGUCAAGGGGAAGACUGCGCGCGUCAUCAAUUAUGAGGAGUUUAAGAAGGCCCUGGAGGAGCUGGCUGCAAAGAGGUUCAAGGGCAAGGACAAGGAGGAGGCCUUUGAUGCCAUCUGCAAGCUGGUGGCAGGCAAAGAGCCGGCCAACGUAGGCGUCACCAAAGCCAAGACAGGAGGAGCGGUGGAACGCUUGACUGAUACCAGCAAGUACACGGGCUCCCACAAGGAGCGCUUCGACGAAAGUGGCAAAGGAAAGGGCAUCGCCGGGCGCCAGGACAUCCUGGAUGACAGCGGAUAUGUCAGCGCCUACAAGCAUGCAGGAACCUAUGACUCCAAGGUGAAAAAGUGAGGCCCAAGCAGCUGCCUCCCCCCACCCAGGGGCCAGGCCCAGGCCCGAAGGGUACAGGAAUGGUGGGGAGGAAGGGGCCCGACCACCUCCCUCCCGCCUGGGUGGCCCCAUGCGGCCCUGUGCCUUCAGUUACCGGUUCGGGGCGCCCCUUGGGCCUGCCGGGGCCCUAACCCAGGCUGGUCCCAUUGCCCCCCUCACUACCCUUCUGGGCAGAGCAUGGGCCCAGGCCCUGUAGCAAGGAUUCCCACCCCGAAGGGAAAUGACUGGCCUGUCUUGCCACCUCCCCAACCUGCUUACCCCAUAUUUAAACUGCUGACCCUGGAUCAGUACCUGCUCUGUACUCCAAACCCAAUAAAGAAAGCCUUUUGUACUCACA